AUAAACACCAUAAUUAGACAUUAAAGGCAAACAAGAGAAGAAAAAAAAGACAUCAUAGUUUGUUGUCCCUUUCAACUAUGAUUCCAUUUCCUAUGAUUAUUCAAUAACUUUUCUUAAAACGAGAAAACUUCUCCUGUUUUGAAACUCUUUCUCUUUCCUAAAACAUAUAUUCUUUGUUCUUGUGAGGAAAAGAAGAGGAAGAGUUUCAUAUUUGAUUUGUGUUUUUUGAUUGUUUUGAAGAAGUAGAAGAAAGAUCAAGAAUUGGUUCAAGAUGUUACAGAGAGCAGCAACUAAUGCUUAUUCAUGGUGGGCUGCUAGCCAUAUUAGGACUAAGCAAUCUAAAUGGCUUGAACAAAGCCUUCAAGAUAUGGAAGAGAAGGUGGAAGAUGUGAUUAAGCUCAUUGAAGAAGAUGGAGAUUCAUUUGCAAAAAGAGCAGAAAUGUAUUACAAGAAAAGGCCAGAGCUAAUAAACUUUGUCGAAGAAUCUUAUCGUGCCUAUCGAGCAUUGGCUGAACGAUAUGACAAGUUGUCAAAAGAGUUGCAGAGUGCUAACAACACCAUUGCUACUCUUUUUCCAGAACAAAUUCAACUAGCAAUGGAUGAAGAAGAUGAAUAUGGUAUCCCAAGAAUGCCAAAGAAUUUCCCUCAAACUCCAACAAGUGGUGCAAAUAUUCCAAAAGUUCCUCCAAAGGCACCUGUUAAAGAUUUGAAAGGUCUGCUGAAAACAGGUACAAAGCAAUUUCAAGGCAAGAAACCAUCUAAUAAAGCAAAAGAUUCAAAUAAAGAUGCUCCAAAAUCUGGUUUGACAAAAGAUGAAGCGCUUGAAGAGAUCGAUAAGCUUCAGAGAGAUAUACUGUCUUUGCAAACUAUGAAAGAGUUUGUUAAAAGCUCUUACCAAAGUGGGAUUGCUAAGACUAUGGAAAUCGAAAACCAGAUUGUGGAAAAGCAUCACAAGAUUUGCAGUUUGGAGGAUGAAUUUGGUGAGGCUCGGGUUAUUGAGGAUGAUGAGGCUCGGACUUUAAUGGCUGAAGCUGCACUGAAAUCUUGUCAAGAAACAUUGGCUCAGCUCCAGGAGAAACAAGAACAAUCGACCAAAGAAGCAAGAGAGGAGUUCAAGAAGAUUGAAGAAGCUCGUAAGAAACUGAAAUCUUUCAGGCAAAAGUAUUUGGGUGAUCCAGUCGAUGAAGCAAAACCUGAUGAAAAUGAUGAAUCAGCUGCUUUAGCUGCAGAUGAAUCACAAAGCUCAAGCCAAGAAGCAGUUGGCGAGCAAAUAGAGUCAUUGCAUGGCAAGAUCAACGAGCAAUUUGACGCGAGCUCUAUGUCAUCUCUAACAGUGACACAAUUGGCAGAGAAAAUUGAUGAGCUUGUGAAUAAGGUGGUCAGCCUAGAAACAGCAGUUUCAGCUCAAACUGUUCUAAUUGAAAGAUUAAGAACAGAAGCUGGUGGACUCCACACACAAGUGCAGAUUUUGGAAGAUGAUAAGGCAGCAGCUUUAACAGAGGAUACACACAAUCUGAAUGUUAGAGUAACUGCAAUAGAGGAAAAGUUGAAGGGAAUUCAGGAUCUAAACAAAGAUGUCGAAAAUCAAAACAAUAGCCUUCAGACUCACUUUGCUGAAGCACGUUCUAGUCUUGGCCACUUAUCUUUUAAAUUGACUAGUGUGAAACCAGAUGAAGAGGUUGAUGAGAGCGACUCAUCUCAAGAUGAAGAGGAGGCUGUUGCUGAUAUCAGGUCACAAAAAGAGCCAGAAAAGAAAAAAGAUCAUGUUAGUGCAAGUGAAGUUGAGAAAGAACAAGGUCCUAGUACAGUAGUUAGCGAUAAAGAAGUACAGGAAGAUACUAAAACCACUACUAAACAUGACAAACUUCUGGAGCCAACGCCAGCAGAAAAAGGUAAAGAGGAAGUCUCAGCUCAGUCUGGAAGUCGGGUUAAUGAUGAGACUAAACCACAUGAAGACGAGGAGAAAGACGAUGAUCUUACAUGGCAGCAAAUGCUGUUGAGUGGUUUGGAGGAUAAAGAGAAGAUCCUCUUAACAGAAUAUACAACAAUUCUCAGGAAUUAUAAGGAAUUAAAGAGGAAGCUGAUUGACAUGGAGAAGAAAGAAAGGGACACUGAAUUUGAAGUCACAUUGCAAAUAAGAGAGCUUAAAACUGCUAUUGCAAAGAAGGAUGAAGAGAUAGAAAGUCUGCGUCUGAAGUUGAGCCUUGUGCAAGGAAAUGCUUCUGAAAGUCCAAAGACGAAGGAAGAAAGACAGCAAGAUAACAAUCCUUCUGAUGAUCGAAGCUUGAAACCUGAGGACUCGAGGGAAGACAAGGAUGAACAUGAUGUCAAGAUCAUUUUAAUUGAUCAACGUUCAUCCCUCUCACCAGUAGAAGAAAAACUCCGGAUGGGCAUUGAUGCAUUACUAGACGAAAACUUGGAUUUCUGGCUAAGAUUUAGCUCAGCAUUUCAUCAGAUUCAAAAGUUCAAGACCACAGUCCAAGAUUUGCAGGGCGAAAUAUCAACACUCAGAGACAAGGAGGCGAAAGAGGGCAGCUCUAAAACAGACAUGAAAUCAGAAAUCAGGCCCAUAUAUAAACACCUAAGGGAGAUUCAGAAUGAGCUAACAGUGUGGUUAGAACAAAGCUUGUCCCUAAAAGAUGAACUGAAACGUAGGUUCUCGUCUUUAUGCAGCAUUCAGGAGGAAAUUACAAAAGCAUUAAAGGAGGGAGUUGAAGAAGAAGAAAUCAGAUUCAGUAGCCAUCAAGCUGCAAAAUUCCAAGGUGAAGUUUUGAACAUGAAACAAGAAAACAACAAGGUAAGAGAGGAACUGGAAGCUGGUGUAGAGCAUGUAACUACACUUCAAGUAGAUGUUGAGAAGACAUUGAGAAAACUGGAUCAAGAGUUUGAUGUUGGUGGAAGUCAACCACAAUUGACAAACUCAGCAAGUAGGUCAAGGAUUCCUUUGCGAGCGUUCAUCUUUGGAACCAAAGCAAAGAAGAGCAAGCGUUCGUUUUUUCAUCAUAAUAGGAAAUACCAGGUCCUGAAAGGUGGAGUACCUUUAUAGAUGUAUUUAUCUUGAUCUUGUUUUCUUCUCCCUUUUCUCUUUUUUUGGUUUUUUCCCCUUGUUCUCAUUCUUUUCCAGGUAUUUUUACAUUUAUCUGGACAGACAAGGAAUGUUGGUUAUACAUUUUUUUUCUUUUUUUUUUUUUUUGCUCCAAGUGAGAAGAUUUUGGGGAUUGUAUGUAUUGCCUUGAUGUGUAAGUUAGUGUAAACAGAGAAUUUAUAUAACAGUACCAUUCUUCAUUUGCUGA
This is a messenger RNA of Nicotiana tabacum (common tobacco), 3293 nucleotides long. Its product is annotated as kinase-interacting protein 1-like. Gene Ontology annotation, molecular function: actin binding. Lineage: Eukaryota; Viridiplantae; Streptophyta; Magnoliopsida; Solanales; Solanaceae. The record is from RefSeq and is a predicted model, not a curated record.